This is a messenger RNA of Oryzias latipes (Japanese medaka), 918 nucleotides long. NCBI's taxonomy places the organism in Eukaryota, Metazoa, Chordata, Actinopteri, Beloniformes, Adrianichthyidae. The record is from RefSeq and is a predicted model, not a curated record.
AUGGCGAACAACAGCUCGGCGACCAGUGGUGGAUUUUCUGUGAAAAUGAUCAGUAACCAGGUCAUUAUUGUUCAAGGGUUAAUAGGAGUUUUUCUAAGCAUUAAUCUUUUUCUUAUUUCAACUUUUUUUAGGAAGGAGGUUUUUUACACAACCGUACGCUAUGUCCUGUUUGCAGUGACUCUGCUCUCUGACUGUCUUUUUUUAAUAAUUACAAAUUCUCUGCUUGUAUCAACUUAUUUUGGUUUAACCAUACACAUUUGGUUGUGCUUUAUAUUGUAUUUUAUUUUAGCUGUGUACACAUUUGUCACACCUCUCACCCUCACAGCUAUGACACUGGAGCGCUAUGUGGCCAUAUGCAUGCCCUUGCGACAUGCAGAGCUGUGCACCAUGAGAGGUGCUCUGAAGCUCAUCCUCAUUAUUCACGGCUUAGGCGCCCUUCCCUGCACUGUUACACUCUACAUUUUCUUUGCCAUAGUGUCUCCUACCUUCUACUCCCAAAACAGAGUUUGUUCUGUGGAGACGUUUAUUUUGUCCAGUUGGCAGGGUGAUGUAAGAUCAGCCAUAAGUCAGUUUUACUUCUUGAUUAUGUGCUCAGUCAUUGUGUUUUCCUAUGUUCAGAUAAUGAAAGCAGCCAAAGCUGCAUCAGGAGAAAAUAAAAAGUCAACAUGGAGAGGUCUCAGAACUGUGAUUCUUCAUGGCUUCCAGCUGCUGCUCUGUCUUAUCCAGCUGUGGUGUCCCUUCAUAGAGGCUGCAGUGUUCAAAAUUAAUUUGCUCUUGUACAAUAAUGUGAGGUUCUUCAACUAUAUAAUGUUUUUUCUUGCUCCUAGAUGUUUGAGUCCUCUCAUUUAUGGCCUUAGAGAUCAAUCAUUUUUUAGAGCACUGAAACUUUAUGCUCUUUGUGGAUUGUAUAAAAAAUAA